This is a messenger RNA of Ictidomys tridecemlineatus (thirteen-lined ground squirrel), 3485 nucleotides long. Lineage: Eukaryota; Metazoa; Chordata; Mammalia; Rodentia; Sciuridae. The record is from RefSeq and is a predicted model, not a curated record.
GGGCAGGCAGGCGAACCCGCAGCCCGCAGCCCGCAGCCCGCAGCCCAGAGCCGGGAGGCAGUCGCUGUGAGCUCGCCAGGGCCGCAGCGGGGCGAGAGGUGCACGGGGCGUUGGCACCCGGCUGCGCGCCUGCGUCGCGGACUUGGAUGCAGCGAGGACUCUUAUGCUCCUGGUGCGCUCGACGCGAGCCAUUCAACAGCUGGCCUCGCGGACAACAGUCGCAGGGAGCGACUGGGAGCGUAGGCAGUGGCUACUGCUGCAGCUGGAAAGGGGCGGCGGCGGCGGUAGUGGCGGUGGUGGUGGCAGACCCGCUAUCCCAGAGGAGCCCAGAGUGGAGACGCAACGGCUCCUGAGUCUCCCGGUGGCGACUGUGGACAGGAAUUCUGCUGGUAAUUUUCAGACUCAAGACAGAACCUGGAAGCAAAACACUGGUGAACUGAGGAUACCAUGACAGUCACAGUGGUAUAUGAUAACUCUGAGGCAACAGAGCUCUGUGCGGCUCAGCACCUCUACCUCAAGCCCAUAGCAAAAUUGAUGAUCAGUGUAUUGCUCCCAGAAAGUAUGGAUCCUGUGAGGCCCUUCUCUAACUGGGAAGUUCUUGACCAGCUAAAGAGCCUCAUUUGCCCUGACCAGUUCACCACAGUUCGGCUCUCCAAGAGUACAAAAGACUUUAUCCGAUUUGAGGGUGAGGCUGAAACCAGAAGUUUGGUUCAAAUCUUAAAGGCAAAGUUACAUGGAAAGAUCAUCAAGCUAAAUGGUUUGAAAACAGACUUAAAAGUAGUGGCUACAGAUGCCUUGGGAGAGUGGGAACACUUCCCCAGGGAAAAAGAAGCUUCACUGAGUGAUGGGGCUGAAGAGCAGGACCACGAUAAGAGCCCAGAUUCCAUAUAUUUUGAAGGCUUGCCCUGUAAAUGGUUUGCACCAAAAGGUUCCAGUGGGGAGAAGCCAUGUGAAGAGAUUGUUCGGGUAGUCUUUGAAAGUUUCGGGAAGAUCAAGAAUGUGGAUAUCCCUAUGCUUGACCCCUACAGAGAAGUGAUGACUGGUGGGAGCUUUGGGGGGUUUAGCUUUGGCUUGCAGACAUUUGAGGCCUUUAUACAGUACCAGGAGUCAACGGACUUUAAUAAAGCCAUGGAGUCCCUUCGAGGGAUGAAGCUGAUGCUUAAAGGUGAUGAUGGGAAAGCUCUGGCAUGUAACAUUAAGGUUAUGUUUGACACAACCAAACACUUCAGUGAAGGAGCUGUAAAGAGGAGAAAUCAGGAAAGGCUAAAAUUACAAGAACUGGAGGAAGAAAGGAAAAAAGAAAAGAGAAGAGAAGAGGAAGUGGCUGAAAGAAAAAGAAAAGAUGAGGAGAGGAGAGCCCACGAAAAGAGGAAGAAGGCCAGGACCAGGAGGCGAGCCCUGAAGGAGAGGGACAGCCACAGGUCAAGGAAGCACAAAGUGAGGGCCAAAGCUGAGGCACCUGAGGAGCCAGACUCUUCAGAAGAAUGGCAGGAGAGGAAGCACAUGCUGGCUCAGAGGAGAGUUGAGGCCCUUCGAUUGCUACGGGUACUCCUGAGGAAAAUCUCGGGAUCUACACAAUUUAACCCACAGGAGGUUGACAUUACAGGACCCGAAGCUAUUUAUACUCUAGGGAACACAUUGGAAAUUCUGGAGGAAGAAGAAUUCAACACUCAGCAUCUUCCAAAUCAAGAAGAAAUGCCAAAAUACCAGGUUGCCAAGUCAGAUAAUAAACAAACACAAAAAAUAAAGAAACGAAAUAGGGCUCGCUUACAUCAAUUUUCUCACUGCCUUCGGGGAAAAAAGUUAAGAUACUCAAUUAGAAAAGGGAGGACUGCAAAAUUAUUAACUGAUGGAUACAGACUGGUCUCUGGCCAGAAUUCCUUGAAAACUACAAUGAUCCAAGGUCAGACUCUUGAAAAAGAAGACCACCACAGUUCUAAUAAAUCCUAUUCUUCAAGAUUCUCUGAGAGAGACCAUGGCAGGAAAGAGAAGAUCUAUGAAACAGAUGAAUUUAUUAACUAUAUAUUAAACUAUUAUCAGACUCCAAAAUAUGCCCGGAUCUGUCUACAACCAAGUCACACAACAAGCACAUAUCAGUGGCACAGGGACGUUCAUGCUAAGGGAAAUGGAUUUGAGAUCAAUUUGAGAAAACGUAUGCCUGAUUCAAUCAUUUGGAGUCAAAUCGAAAACAUAGAAAGGAGAGAACAGGUUCAGGAAGAUGAUUACUGCUCAAAGGUAUGUACUCAGGAUCCUCAGGAUAAACCACAAAAUGGGGGGAAAGUAGAUUAUACCAAAGAGUGCUCUAAGAGAUUUAAAAAUGAUUGCAAGGAUACAGCCAGUGAGACUGGUGAUCAGCUGUCCCCAACUGAUGGUAAAAGCCAUCUCUUAGAAAAGACUCACACUGACCAGGUCCAAGAUUCCAAAUCCCAAAGGAAAAGUCAAGAUUCUUCCCCCUCCAGCUCAAUAGGCUUAGAUGUGCAUUUGACAGAUUUCUUAGAGGAAAUUAGUAGUGAUUCUGAAUGCUUCAGUGAAACUCUUAGCAUAAAUGAACAGGAGAAACAGAAAUCUGUGACCACACAUCAUGGUUCUCCUGAAAAAGGAACUCUUGAUGCAGAUGAAAUCAUUACCUGUGAAAGAAAAACUAGGUCAAGUCAGCAGACUUCAUAUUCAGAGUGGAAACGUGAUGGUGAGGAAAAAUACUCCAAAUACAAGCUUAAGACACCAGGCAAGAGGUCUAGGAAUGAACCGAGAUGUUCAUGGCUUAAGGAUGAAAGCAAUUCCGUUAAUGAUGAGAAGAAUAGCAGCAAAAAGAGGAGAAAAAUGGCCCCCAACUACUUAUUUGAUGAAGGCUACUACCACGAAUCCAGUUCCAGUGAUCAAUUAGAGGACAUCACAAAGAAGAGGAGGGUUAGUAGGGGUACACUGGACCAGAAUUUGAACUAUAGAACCUCUCAUGUGCCAAUAACAUCAAAAAGUGCUAAUGCUUUCUAUUUGGGAUAUUUUCCCAAAAGAAGAAUGAGUCCUUGGAAGGCAGACUAUAACCAGGAUGCAAGAAGGCUUAAAAGACAUGAGAAUUCUAAAGAUCUCAUUUUCAGUUCUGAUAAUCAUCAUGUUAGACAUAAUAGUCAGGAGCACAUUGACUAUGGAAGCUAUUUAGCAAACAACUACACUAGUUCUUUAUAUUUUCAAAUGUUCUGAUGGCUACUUUGAUCAGGAACACUCUUAUUUAUAAUCAAUGAUUUGGAAAUAAGAAAAUUUAAAACCAAAUAUAACUAUGUAGUUAGUAACUACACAGCAAGAGCUUGAGCAGGGUCAAAUGCAAAACCUUGUUUCUCUUUCCAAAGUGUAAAACAUAGAUCAAAAUGACCGCAGGUGUGUUGGCAAGCUUUGGAAAUAUAAAACCUCUGGAUCAUGAAGCUUGAUGAAACAAUGUGCUUGCAAAGCUUCAUGAUUUAAAUAUUUCUUUUUCUUUUUUUUUUUUUUGG